Molecule: messenger RNA, 2286 nt
Organism: Pseudocercospora fijiensis CIRAD86
Lineage: Eukaryota; Fungi; Ascomycota; Dothideomycetes; Mycosphaerellales; Mycosphaerellaceae
Exons: 23
Coding region: 1-2286 (761 amino acids)
Source: RefSeq, a predicted model, not a curated record
AUGCUUUUAUAUACUCGUGUUUUUUACCACUCAGCUUCAAUGAUUAGCUUGGGGAGCAAGGGAAACGAUCUAGAACCAGCUUCAUUGGGUGAGGACGUGGGACAUCUCUCCACAGCAAUUCAGAGUCUUCAUCUCGAUGGCAUUGAAUCAGUAUUUACACAGAAGCGAACCUGCCUGCUUCUCAGCUGUGUUAGCAGCGUGAAAGACAGUGAUCUGGAUGAUGAGGAUGUAAGAGUUCUCUCGACGGAGAAAACAGAGCCCGAUGGCAUUGAAUCAGUAUUUACACAGAAGCAGCGAAACCUGCUGCUCUCUUCUCUCAAGAAUCGUUCACAUAUACUUCCUCGCUUCCAUCGUUCCCCACUCAAUACCACAGAAAGCAAGCCAUACCUGAGUGAUCACAGCUGCACAUGGCCACCACGCGAGAGAGCUCCAAUGAAGCUUCUGCUUCCACUUCUGGUGCCAUUUCUGCCGGGAGUGGCUGCAACUCCAAUGCCUCUGGUGAUGUUGUUGGACUGGAAGGCGAAACAUGUCAGUGAGACACGUUUCUAUCGAGAGGUGAAUCUGUGCAUACCGUUCACGACGUUGCCGUCGGAAGCUUCUGAGCCAGCUCAAGAAGCGAGUAGGGAGGUUGCGAAGAUUGAUGCGCAUGUUGGUGGUAUGGCGAUGGUAUGGAUGCGUGAAAGGAACGGAAGCAGUACCUACCAUGUUGGACGAUAUAUAGGAAUACUGGAGUCUGAGGACGAGCGCAAUGCUUCAACAGGUAUGAAGGUGAAGUUUGCAGAGCAAGACGAGGCGGGAGACCGGAAAUGGGCGAAAUCUCGAGCGCUUGCCUGCUCUUUCUUCAACAACAUUACGACCAUCCACACCAUUCCAUCAAACACGCAGAUUGAUGCCAGCAGCGUUCACAGAAGGUCAGUCACGUUGAAAGCACCCUCUCAACAUCUCAAUUCUAAACAGUACCGCUGCCGUGUCUUCCCCUGGUCUCUCCUCAACAGGCACAGCACACAGGUACCAGCGCAUUACAACAGCCAACUUGUAUCAAUAACUGACGGCUACAACGAGCAGGUCAUCGAUGGCCGAUCCAUCAACAACGCCUGGCUGCACCACAGCGGAGUCAGCCAGCAUGCUGGAUGCUCUUCAUUGCGUCCACGAUACGGAUACAGCGCCAUCAAAGCCAACGGCGGACUGAUCAAAUUUGCGCCGAAUCGUCUCGCAGCCUUUUCCACCGCCAAAGAACGCCGAUUCACCCUCAACAAGCUCCAGUCGGCGCGCGACUGUCAGCAACCGCCACAGAAUUUGGCUUCGGACGCAGGUGAUCAGGACUCAAGCCCGGCCACGCAAGACGGAUCCGUCGGAGAAGACAUCCAAGGACACCUCUGCCAAAUUGUCAAUGGCAAAAGAGCCAAAGGCCAACCGCCACCGGCGCAAAGGCUCGCUGUUUCUUGCACGCAUCUUAAAGUACCUCGUAUACUUGUUUAUUGCGUGGGUCGACAGCUGGAAGGCCAGGUAAGCACUCAUUUUCGUCGCUCAUGCCAUACCCUGGACCAUUGCGCCGAUGAUGGUUGGCUGGCGGGAGCAAACAUACAUUGCCAUAUAGCCCCUGACCACCGCUCACUUCGCAAAGUGACGGUGCGUGUGAUGGACAUGCUCUUCAAGACCCAGCAUGAACGGCCCUCACUUCUCAUCUUCCCUUCCCCUGCCUUCACACUCAUACGCACAGUUUUCGUGCAGCAGCUUGCUGCCCGUCUUCGCUCACGCGAACUGAAGGAGUUCUUCCAGCACGCGACGCCUACGGGCGUCACUCACUUCCGACGGUCGUCGGCGCCUUGGGGUAGUCCCUCAAUCGUAAUCGUGCAGUCUGACCCGAUGAGGUCAAAUCCGGCUUUCCUGUCCCUGGCUCCACAGCGACAUGAACAGCAGACGGCGCUUCGUCCUGGCAACUCCAUUGGCAGUCAGUCAUACGACGCCAACAUUCUCGCUUGCACGGACAAGAUCGUACCCGCGCCAUUGACCAUAUUGCCGGGAUACGCGCAUGGCGCCUCCGAUGUAUCGUCGCUCGUCACGAGGGGAGCGGAGGUCACAACACAACGAGUCGACUACGAGGAAGGCAAGGGAGAAGGCGAGCUCCCUCAGCUUCGGCUUCAUAAUGUUGCUUCUCCUUCCUUCUUUCGUCUUCUCAACACUCACGCUUCCUCUCACGACAAGUUCCCCCUGAGCUCAGUCUACAGCACAACGACAGGGAUUCAAGGAAAGCAGACGGCAGAGAUUUGGAGAUGUGCGGUUUGA